Culicoides brevitarsis is the source of this 2327-nucleotide messenger RNA. It is a transcript of the gene Orct, whose product is annotated as organic cation transporter protein. Bases 355 to 2046 code for a protein of 563 amino acids. NCBI's taxonomy places the organism in Eukaryota, Metazoa, Arthropoda, Insecta, Diptera, Ceratopogonidae. The record is from RefSeq and is a predicted model, not a curated record. Gene Ontology annotation, cellular component: membrane. Gene Ontology annotation, biological process: transmembrane transport. Gene Ontology annotation, molecular function: transmembrane transporter activity. The transcript has 2 exons.
AACUCGCAACGACAGUCUGAUAAAAAAUUAAAAAAAAAAUAGUUAAAUAAUUAAAUCUAAUUUGAAUGCAAGACUUGUUGCUUUGCCAAUUUAGAAUAAAAAUAGCAAAUCUGCAGUGAAACGUAACAGAGCAAAAAAAAAUGAUCGAUUGCAACUUUGUUUGUUGAACCGAAACUAGGCCCGGUCUUAUCUUUGCGUUGCAGUUGACAUCAAUCUCGGCAUGUUAAUGACCGAAAACAUGGACUAAUUGACCUUUGAACAGUGUAAAUUGAAGAAACUUGAAUCAAUAGUGCUCAAUUUGUGAUAAUUUACGAAAAAAAUCAAUAAAAAAAUUUUAACAGCUCCGAAAUUAGGAUGGGUUACGACGCUGUUAUUCCGUAUCUCGGCGAAUUCGGGCGUUAUCAGAAGCGAAUUUACUUCCUGUUAUGCCUGCCGGCGAUUUUGUGUGCCUUUCACAAGUUGGCGGGACCAUUUUUGUUGGCCGUCCCCGAACACCGAUGCCAACUUCCCUUCGAGCAUUCCAAUGCGACGUACAAUAUCAGCAAACAUAUCAUGGAUUUAGCCUAUCCGAUCAACGUUUUGAAGCAAAAACACGAAACUUGCGAAUAUUUCGACGCAACGUAUGACGAAGAGUAUCUCAAUGGCAAUGAAACUGCCGCGAAAUCGAUCACGUGCGAUAAAUGGGUUUACGACAAAAGCGUUUAUCUGUCGAGUACGGUGACGGAAUGGGAUAUGGUUUGUUCGAAAAAUUGGCUCAAAGCGACUGCCGAUGCGAUUUUCAUGGUUGGCGUGAUGCUCGGAAGUAUUAUUUUCGGCGAUUUGGCAGAUCGCUUCGGGCGACUUCCCAUUUUUUUCGCUUCUUUGGUCAUUCAAGUGGUUUUUGGCAUCGCCGUGGCAAUUUCGCCCGAAUAUAUCACUUAUUCCAUUUCGCGGUUGAUUGUUGGCGCGACAACUUCUGGCGUUUUUUUGGUUGCUUAUGUAAUUGGGAUGGAAAUGGUUGGGCCGAGUUAUAGGACUUUUGCGGGGAUUUGUUGCAUGAUGUUUUUCUCCGUUGGGUACAUGAUGACAGCCGGGUUUGCGUAUUUUUUCCGCGAUUGGAGAACGUUGCAGAUUGCCUUGACGCUGCCCGGAUUGGCUUUUAUGUGUUAUUGGUGGUUCAUUCCGGAGAGUGUAAGAUGGUUGCUGUCGAGGAAUCGGAAGCAGGAGGCAAUUGAAAUUAUUCAGAAGGCGGCGAAGGAGAAUAAGGUGACAGUGCCGCAAGAUGUGCUGGAUAACUUGAUCGAGCCGCAGGAGAAAAAGCAGGAGGAUGAAAGUAAACCUUCGUUGCUGGAUUUGUUUAAAUAUCCCAAUUUGAGGAAGAAGUCGCUGCUGAUUUUUUUUAAUUGGUUCGUCAAUUCUGGAACGUACUAUGGUCUCUCUUGGAACACAGGCUCUCUCGGCGGGCAUUAUCUCAUCUCCUUCGUCAUUUCUGGAUUUGUUGAAAUUCCCGCCUACACUUUUAUCAUCCUCACUCUCGAUCGAUGGGGACGUCGCAAUAUUCUCUCAGGUUGCAUGAUAACAGCUGGCGUCGUGCUUUUACUCACCGGAGUCGUUCCCGAGUCUCACAAUUGGCUUCUUAUCGCACUAACGAUGUUCGGCAAGCUCGCAAUCACCUCCAGCUACGGUUGCAUUUACGUUUUUAGUGCCGAGCAAUUCCCAACUGUCGUCCGAAAUGUUGGGCUUGGAGCAGCUUCGACCGCAGCUCGCAUCGGAGGCAUCAUGGCGCCAUAUUUUAUCCUUCUUUCAGACGUUUGGAAACCACUUCCGUUGAUUAUUUUUGGAGCUCUUGCAUUUUUGGGGGGAUUUUUGUCACUUUCGUUGCCGGAAACGCUCAACAAAAGACUUCCCGAGACAAUUGCGGAUGGCGAGCAGUUUGGCAAGAAGGGAAAUGUUGACGUCGAAGCAACCACAAAUGCUGAGGAGCUAAAAGUAUUAAAUGUUAAGAAAGAAACGGAAGCCAAAACGAACGGACUGUUAGCUGAAGAGAAGAAAAAUGAAGAGGAAUAAUUUUAAAUUUCCUCGAAAAAUUAUUUUUUUUAAAUAUUUAUGGAAAAAAGCUUAGAUAGGAAACUUUUUUACACGCAUUUAUAGUUAGGUUGCUUAGAUAUUUUUUUACGACACCGAAAUAUUUGAAUGGAAUGAACCAAAGUUAGUUCAAUUAUUACCCAAAAUAUUAUUUUUCGAUAAGAUUUUAUUUUUUUAAAUCGUAAUCGCUUAAUCAUUGUAUCAGUGACACAUGUGUAAGAUUUUAUAUUUGAAUGUAUACCUUCAAAAAUUUUUUUUGACAA